CGGGGCCGCGGCCGCUUCGUCCUUGUCUGCUGGGCGUUGUCUUGCGGCCCCAGGCUCGCGUCACGCCGCCAAGGCAGCGGCAGAGAACAGUUUAUAAGGCGGCGCGUCCCUCCUCGGUCAUCAGUUCAGAUCAUCUUAAGCCACAGGAACAUGUCUCUCAAGGUCGCCCUGUUGUCCGCCCUCGUGGCCGCCGCCCUAGCCCGCCCCGACAACCCACCACCUUCUUACGGCCCCCCCGCUCCCUCCUACCACGCCCCCACGCCCACCUACCACGCCCCCUCCCCCGACGCGCCGCCCAAGUACGACUUCAACUACGCCGUCAAGGACGAAUACUCGAGUAACGACUUCGGUGCCCAGGAGGCCCGCGACGGCUACAACACCCAGGGAUCCUACUAUGUCCUCCUCCCCGACGGCCGCCUCCAGCGAGUCUCCUACACCGUCAGUGGUGACUCCGGUUUCGUGGCCGACGUCACUUACGAGGGCGAGGCCCAGUACCCCCAGCAGAGCUACGGCGCCCCCGCCCCAUCCUACGGCAAACCCGCCCCCUCCUACGGCACCCCCGCCCCUUCCUACGGCACCCCCGCCCCUUCCUACCAGUAAUGUCCAAGCAAAGCUACAGCCCCUCCUUGACCUCAUCCUAUGAAACCCAGACAGCUUCCUACAUAACCCAUGUCCCUCCAACGCCGCCCCGCCCCUUCUACGGGUCGGCUUUCAUCCUCCUGCUACCUGGCGACGCUGUUGUUUCAUCAGUGACGGCUAUUUAUUAAACGAUAUACGAUCUCUGUUUAGUAUUCCUUUACUCUCCAUGUUACUAAGGAAAACACAAAACACACGUCACGGCCACAAUCACACCACAUCAGGUGGAUUUUAAGGACGUGUCCGCAGUUGACUGACAAGACGCCUCGGCAGGAAUGUUGGCGGCACAGUGGAAUGCAGUUUAGUCUCGUCCAUACAAUUAUAAUCGCUUUUUGUUUAACUGCAGUAUGAUCCACUCAUCUGAUGAGCAAUAUGUUGCACGAAUAGCAAAUGUCCUUCAAAUUCAUUAUUUUUCAAACAACAUAAACUAACCAAUGAAAAUGCCUAAACCAUACUCAACAUUUUUUUAU
Molecule: messenger RNA, 1106 nt
Organism: Eriocheir sinensis (Chinese mitten crab)
Lineage: Eukaryota; Metazoa; Arthropoda; Malacostraca; Decapoda; Varunidae
Product: cuticle protein 19-like
Exons: 3
Coding region: 151-600 (149 amino acids)
Cellular component (GO): extracellular matrix
Source: RefSeq, a predicted model, not a curated record